Molecule: messenger RNA, 2777 nt
Organism: Cuculus canorus (common cuckoo)
Lineage: Eukaryota; Metazoa; Chordata; Aves; Cuculiformes; Cuculidae
Gene: BRAT1
Product: BRCA1 associated ATM activator 1
Exons: 13
Coding region: 40-2550 (836 amino acids)
Biological process (GO): DNA damage response; positive regulation of protein phosphorylation; cell population proliferation
Cellular component (GO): nucleus
Source: RefSeq, a predicted model, not a curated record
AGUUGCUUUGCGGCCGCUCCUGUCCCGUUCCGCCUCGCCAUGGCCGGCGAGCGCUCCCUGCUGCCUCGCGUCCUCGCCGCUCUGGCCGACCCGCGGCCGCCUGGCUCCGAUGACACCUGCCUGGAGAAGCUGCUGGAUUGGUUCCGCGACUUGACGGGACAGGCUGAGAGCGAGGAAACCGAUCCUACCCUGAAGCUGGUGCAGGACAACCCCUGCCUGACGGAAUUCUUCACCUCUGUGCUGGCACUGCAAGAGCCCAGUCCAUGCAUCCUCUCCUUUACUCUGCGAUUAGCUGGAAUACUUGCUGCUUCCAAAAACUGCUUCCAACACUUGCAGCAGGAGAAGCUGCUGGUCAAGCUCUUUGGCGAGGAUGGACCCUUGAACAGUGCAGAGUGGGAGGAUGCGUCUGUGCGAAGUGGCUGGCUGGAGGGUGUGUGCAGCAUGAUGUGUCACCAGCCUGCCCUCCACUUCAUCUGCAGUGGUGGAGGCAUAGAUGUGAUCUUCACUCUGCAAGGGGAUCCCAGCCUGUUUGUGGCUUCAGUUGCCAGUUCUCUCCUGGUACAGAUGCUCAUCCUCUCUAUAACAUCUGAAACGACUGAACCUCUCAGUUCGAAGGACUGUGACUGGCCAGCAUGUGCCCAAAUCAUUAUAAAGCACAUAGAAGAUUCUCUUCAGUCCAGCUCUGCCUCUCGCAUCGAGCAGUCAUUAAAACUGUUAACUAUUUUAUUUCGCAACUGUCAUGCUGCAUGGACUGAAGCAAUUUGGUUGGGCAUAGCAAAGCAGAUAGAAUCUUUUGUGACGGAAAGGACUGUUCAAGCACAGCACAUGCUGGCAAAUCUUUUGCUUAACGUGGCACGGUCCCCUGUGUUUUGUGAUACUGGCAGUUUUUGGGCGUUAGUGACUUCUGCUCUGGAACACUUAAACCCAGUACAUGCAGGUCCUUUGGCAGUGGGAAUUCUGAAACUCUACCAAUGCCCACAAGAUGUGAAUAUGAAGGCACUGACUGUUCUACUUCAGCCAAUGGACUGUAUUUUGAGAGCAGCCUCUCAGCCUCUGGAAUAUGCAGGUUCGCUGGAUGAGUCUGCUAGUGAUCCCACAACUGUUGAAAGUCUUCUGUCCUCCAAGUCAUCUUGUGUUACUCUUCUGUGUCAGACCCUUGCUCAUCUGAAAGAGCUGCUGUCCCUGGUUUCUUUGCCAGUGGAUUUGCCCUAUACAUCUUUGCUACGCUCUGUCAUGACAAUAUUACAGUUCUGUAAUGGCUUCCUGAGUCCAGCUUCUCCUCUGGGAAACACUAUAAGCAGAAUCUUGGUCAAUUGCUUCAGAGUACAAAGGUCAGCUCUUGAUGUCUUAGCAGCACUUGCGGAACAAAGAGGCUGUGACUCACUCAUAGUAAGUCUAUUUGAUGUCCUUCUGGCAUACCUGGAGAGUCCAAACACCAACCCUACUGUUCUAAAGAAAACGCUUAAAGCUACCUCCGAAUGGUUGCUCUACUUGCGGUACUGGUCCUGCUCCAACAAUCAGUGGCAAGAUGCUGAGAAGAUAUUUGAAGCUGUGUUUCUGGCACUGCAGAAGCGUUUGUGCAGUCCUUGCUGGGAAGUAAGAGAUUCUUCUCUGGAGUUCAUCACUGGCCUGAUUGAACGCUUGAAGGGCUGUGAUGUGUUCAGGAAGCUUCUCCUGUCUUUGAAAGUGCCAAGGCUUAUAGAAAAUCUUCUUGAGGAUCCAGAAAGCUACGUGCGAGCAAGCGCUGUGACUGCUUUCGGAAGCUUGGCCUUCAUUAAUGUCUCUGCUCCACAGUCGCCUGUUGGAGAGAAUAAGUAUAGUAAUGAGAACAUUGUAACAAAGCUUCAGGAAAUCUUGUCCAGUGAUCCAGAGGUCUUUCCAAGAAGGGCUGUGAUCAGCUUCUUCUAUGAGUGGGUCCACACAGGUGAACUGGAAGAUACAGAGCAGUUUGUCUCUAGAGUGAUCCAAACUGUGGAGAAUGACUUAGACUGGGAAGUCAGACUUCGUGGUUUGGAACUGGUUGAAGUUUUCUGUGGAUACACAAUUUGCCAACUUGGCCCUCCUCGUUGGCCGUAUGCUCCCGUCUCAUCUGCAGUCACUAGUUCCGCUCAUCGGGAUGAGCCACUGCAGGUAUUUUGUCGAGCAAAACUGUUCAGCUUUUUGUUUCGAUCUUUGUGUGACUGUGACAAACCAGUAGCUGAGAAAGCCUGUUCUGUACUGCUGGGUUUAAGCACUUCUUUCUAUCCAGUUGAUACCCUGAAACAUUCACAGGAGACAGGAAAUGCACCUGCAGAACGCGGCAUUGCCUGGUUACAAAGGACACUAAGGCAGGGUUCUCUGGCCCAGAACUUCCCCAUAGAUGGUGAUAAUGGGGUGGAUUUUCAAGAUCCAGAGAGCAUGACGCUAGCUUUGAGAACAAUAGACUUAAAAGAGCUACACAACGAGCUAAAUAAAAGUAGCGACCAUGUGGAGAAAAGCCCUCAGUCCCUCUUACAGGACAUCCUUGCUACUGUGGGGACCACAGAGGAGAAUGAUGCUGACUGUUACUGAAGAUGCCUUUUGCUCUGAGGGAGCAGUGCUUGAGCAGUUUUCUUCUGGAAAAUUUUGCUACCAGUCAUGAAUUCUUUCUUGAGGAAGGAUACAAAGGAGUGGUGACACUGAACAGAGACCAGGAUGGUUUUGUUAGCUGUUAAAUGGAUUAGAAAAUGUUUGCGUUAAUACUGACAAUUUUUUUGUUAAGAAAGCAGUCUCCAAUAAACUCUGAUUUGUUUCUCAAA